GAUAUUGCAAACGAUUUACAAUUAAUGGAUUUGCUAAAACGAUCAACUGAAAAAAAUUGGGAAGAAAUUGAUCCAAAUUGUGGAAUUUAUCGGCAUCAAUCAUUACAUGCUGUUAUGGAUCGAGUUUGCGAACUUUGUCAUGAAAUGUUUUCCUAUGAAGAGAAUAGUCUACGAGCUGAAUGUCGCAAGAAUUGCUUCCGCAAUAAAAAAUUUCGUACAUGUCUACAGAUCUUUUCACCCUCAGCAAAUGUUGCUGAAAAUUAA
Loa loa (African eye worm) is the source of this 264-nucleotide messenger RNA. RefSeq lists its product as hypothetical. The annotation marks the transcript as partial. The transcript is spliced from 2 exons. Gene Ontology annotation, cellular component: extracellular region. Gene Ontology annotation, biological process: circadian rhythm. The record is from RefSeq and is a predicted model, not a curated record. Gene Ontology annotation, molecular function: neuropeptide hormone activity. NCBI's taxonomy places the organism in Eukaryota, Metazoa, Nematoda, Chromadorea, Rhabditida, Onchocercidae.